This is a messenger RNA of Penicillium chermesinum, 918 nucleotides long. Its product is annotated as alpha/beta hydrolase. The transcript has a single exon. Lineage: Eukaryota; Fungi; Ascomycota; Eurotiomycetes; Eurotiales; Aspergillaceae. Bases 1 to 918 code for a protein of 305 amino acids. The record is from RefSeq and is a predicted model, not a curated record.
AUGUCAACCCCCGAGAAAGUUACAUUCCCCUCUCGAGCCUACAAGCUCGCCGGUCUCUUCUAUCCUCCAGUUGCUGGAUCACCCGAUCGCGCGGGGGCCUCAAUCGUGAUUGCUCAUCCUUGGACAUCUAUCAAAGAACAAUCCCCCGCCAAUUAUGCUCGAGUCCUCACCCAGGCCGGCUUCACCUGUUUGACCUACGAUGCCGCAUACCAAGGAGAGUCCGAGGGCGAGCCUCGAGACUUAGAAGAUCCUUAUCAACGUGUUGAAGACAUUAAGUGUGCUGUGACAUACCUUGUUGGCCGUAAAGAAGUGGACUCCAACAAGAUCGGUGUCCUGGGUAUCUGUGCAUCAGGUGGCUACGCUCCUUUCGCUGCCCAGACAGAUCUUCGCAUCAAGGCUGUCGCGACCUCCGCAGCUGUAUGUGUGGGCACAAUGGCCCGCCGAGGAUUUGACAAGGAUUCGUCCAACCGGGAGAUCUUGAAAACGCAGCUUGAGGCUGCUGGGAAAGACCGCAACAGCGAUUUGGGAGGCGAGAAGAUCCCUGCCGUGCAUAUGCUCCCGGAGAAGCCUGAAGAUGCGCCGGCUGAAAUGCCCGAGUCAUUCAGGGACUUGAUGAGCUACUAUCGUACUCCAAGAGCUUUCCAUCCUCGUGCCACCAACACCACUUUGGCGAGGGGCUGGGAUAUCAUGGCCAACUUCGAUGCGUUCGCACAUAACUACUUGAUCAGCCCACGCCCCCUGCUUAUGAUCACUGGUACCAAGGCCGCUACGAAGUGGCAGAGCGAGGAGGGUGUGCAGAAGGCUCACGACCCCAAGGAGCUAUUUGUUAUCGAUGGACUUACUCACGCUGACUUAUACGACAAAGUUGAUGAGGCUGGGGCUAAGCUGGUAGACUUCUUCGGAAAGUCUUUGGUAUAA